Nezara viridula (southern green stink bug) is the source of this 349-nucleotide messenger RNA. Lineage: Eukaryota; Metazoa; Arthropoda; Insecta; Hemiptera; Pentatomidae. The record is from the annotation of a GenBank genome assembly.
GAAUGAACACGUGAAUUGCAAAACUCAUAUUGAUUGCUUCAAUUCCUAUUAUGAUUGUGUUGCAUUGAAAUGCACGGCCCUGAUAUCGCCAUGAUGAAGAGCUGUGUUGGAAAUUUCCUCUUUAACAAGGGAGUUGACGGAGUGAGUCAGCGAGGGCCGCCGCUCGUGCCGGGUCACGUACACAGUUUAUUUUUGUGCUUUAUCAUCAUUGAUGGGAUGUUUUCCCCAAACACAGGCACUGCCUUCGAUGCUUCAGCCAAACCGCAUAAUCUAUCCGCAUAGAUAUGCUCAAAUUAAGCUUUCGAAUGAGAAGGGAUUCCCAAUUAUACUUAUUAUAACAUAUGCCAAU